Messenger RNA from Jaculus jaculus (lesser Egyptian jerboa), 397 nucleotides. RefSeq names its product ubiquitin-conjugating enzyme E2 D2-like. NCBI's taxonomy places the organism in Eukaryota, Metazoa, Chordata, Mammalia, Rodentia, Dipodidae. Gene Ontology annotation, cellular component: nucleus. Gene Ontology annotation, biological process: ubiquitin-dependent protein catabolic process; protein polyubiquitination. The coding region runs from base 1 to 381 and encodes 126 amino acids. The record is from RefSeq and is a predicted model, not a curated record. The transcript has a single exon. Gene Ontology annotation, molecular function: ubiquitin conjugating enzyme activity.
AUGGCCCUGAAGAGAAUCCACAAGGAAUGGAACAACCUGGCACGGGAUCCCCCAGCACAGUGCUCAGCAGGUCCUGCUGGAGAUGAUCUGUUUCCUUGGCAAGCUCCAAUAAUGGGGCCAAAUGACAGUCCCUACCCGGGUGGAGUAUUUUUCUUGACAAUUCAUUUCCCAACAGAUUACCCCUUCAAACCACCUAAGGUUGCAUUUACAACAAGAAUCUAUCAUCCAAAUAUUAACCGUAGUGGCAGCGUUUGUCUUGAUAUUCUACGAUCACAGUGGUCUCCAGCACUAACUAUUUCAGAAGUACUUUUAUCCAUCUGUUCUCUGUUGUGUGAUCCCAAUCCAGAUGAUCCUUUAGUGCCUGAGAUUGCUCGGAUCUAACAAAACAGAUAGAGAA